GAUGUUACGUAAUAAAUAAAGAAAGCACAAACAGACCACUAUGACGUGUGCAACAGAAUAAACAUAAAAUGUUUUACUUUGGCUUGUAGUCCUUAUCAGAAGCACGAGAACAUUAGGAAUGAAAGAAAAAAAGUGAAGAAAAUAUUAGUAUGCUCAGGGAAGCAUCACACGCAGCAUGAAUUACAUUGAUCAUUAAUAUCACAAACAUACAAAAAGGAUGGCUUAUCUCAUCGCAGUAGUUGCCUUUCUCGCAGUCGUCUUCUAUUUAUGGAUGAAAACGAAGCCUAAGAAUUUCCCUCCAGGUCCACCGCGUUUUCCUAUCCUUGGAUCAGUUCUGUAUUUGCCUCGGAAGUACCCUCAUGUCGUUAUGAGUGGGAAGUGGGCCGAGAAGUACGGUCCUGUGGUGGGACUGAUGUUUGGCUCGAGGAAAGCGUUGGCAGUGAGUGGACCGAAAACUGUUCUGGAAGUGUUACACAGAGAUGAGUUCCAGGGACGCCCAGUUAAUACCAGAGUGCAGAAGAUGUUGUUUAACAAACGUCUUGGAUUAAUAUUCACAGACGGUCCGUACUGGCAGGAACUGCGUCGCUUUACUCUGCGGCAUUUGAGGGAUUUCGGCUACGGAAGGACAAGCAUGGAGAGCUUGAUCAUGCAGGAGGUUGAUGACUUAAUCAAGGAAAUGCGCAGCAAAGACACUAUUCAGGUUCAUGCUCUGUUCAGGAUACCCGCGCUGAACAUUCUGUGGGCCAUGAUGUCAGGUACCCGGUACUCAAGGGACGACGAAGAGCUGCAGACUAUUCUCCAGGGCCUGGAUAAAAUAUUUCGCUCUGGAACCCAAUCAGGAAGGUUCUUGGAUGUGUUUCCUGUCUUGAGACGCAUUCUUCCUGAGAGUAGAACAUACAAACACUUUGUGGAUAUAAUCAACAACCUGCUGAAUUUUGUAAAAAGAACAGUGAGAGAACAUGAGCAAAACCUGGACGAGAAUAAUCCCAGAGAUUUCAUUGAUACAUAUUUAAUUCAAAUGAGGAAGCAAAAGACCAAUGCAGAGUCCAUUUUUACAGAGGAAGGACUCAUUGUGACCUGUCAAGACUUAUUUAAUGCCGGAGGGGAUUCUGUGGACAACACGUUGGGUUUCUGUCUCCUCUACAUGGUGCUUCAUCCCCAUGUUCAGAGUGCGGUUCAGAGAGAGCUGGAUUCUGUUCUGGGUCGCGACAGGAGACCGACGAUUGAAGACAAACACAGGUUACAUUACGUGAAUGCUGUCAUAACGGAAGUGAUGCGCAUUAAUCCUGUUGUAGCCAUGGCUGUUCCACACCGUGUUGUCAAGGAUACUACACUGAAUGGCUAUACAAUUCCCAAGGAUACUUUCGUUUUGAUUAACUUCUGGAGCCUGUUACACGAUCGUGAACACUGGGGAGAUCCCGAAGUGUUCAGACCUGAGCGGUUCCUGGAUGAGAACAAAACCUUUGUUAAGGACGAGUGGAUGAUUUCUUUUGGAGCUGGGAAGCGGAUGUGCCUGGGAGAAGCCCUGGCACGCAAUACUGUGUUCCUGUUCUUCACGACACUUCUCCAGGAGUUCUCGUUUAGUGUACCUGAAGAUGAAUCCACACCUCAGACUUUGCCUCUUUCCGGAAUGAUAAUGGCCCCUCAGCCGUUCAGCAUAAAGAUUUCCCGGAGAGUAUAGUAUCGUGUCACUAUCAUUUUUGUUCGGUGUGUCUGAGGGAGUUAGGAUUUCAUACAUGUCUUAUCUCUUCUAGAAUUAAUGGUGGCCUUCAACUGUAAAAAAUAAAGAUAUGCAAGGGAAUGCAGCACCCGUCUCCCAGAGUGAGGGAAGUGAAGGGAAAGUAGCAGUUCGCGGUCCUGAACUUCGGACCUCUCUUCGCUGUGUGUGAGAGCGCAGCAAAGAGUUCAUGUUUCUGUGUACUCACAGAGGACGCGUCACUCUCGGAGUCUGCGAGAUUACAUUAAUCGUCGAUCUCGACGUACCAUUCGAUAAGACGUACAUCUCUCACACCUACAAAUAUAAAUGGACUGUGAGCGGUAUUUAAAUAAACGAUUAUAAAGUAAAGGGGAGAGGUAGGGAGGGAGGACGGAAGAAAGGAAGAAGAAGGAAUGGAAAUGGGACAAACACAUGAAAGGGAUGGAACGAGAAUACGGUAGAAAUGUUUGAAGAUGAUAAGCGUAUAAAGGAUAUUGUCACUUACGUAGAGUUAGCGUGACGGAUAAUAAUUGGUUCUAGAUUUGAUGAUUGGGUUUAUCGAGCACUUCUUUACAAUUACGAUCAAUUAUAGCUCUAUCAAUAAUCUGGAUGAAAAGGAAAACCCUUCUGAUGGAAAAUGUCUGUGCUCCAAUAAAAUAAAUAAGCCUAAAAUUACGUUUAAUGGACGUAAAUAAUUUGAAGCGAAAGUGGAUAUGGGUAUUAAUUCGAUUGUAGACAUUUAUUUGAGAACGAAUAUGCUUAAGUUCCACAAAAUAUAUUGUAGCAGUCCAAAUUAGGGGAGCCUUUAAUCAGUUUAGUACGAUUAGAUUAUUUGAAAUUAAUUACUUUUGGCUCACAAUUCUUUCUUUCUUUCUUUUGUGGGAGAGUUAGUCGCUUUCUUGGUUUCAGGAGUUUCAGGCUAAGUUUGAAGCCAGCUGCACGGCAAUAAAUCAGUCAAAAUUCUGAACUUUGAUUUGUGCAGAAGUCGUGUUUAUUGCGGAGUCUUUCUGGACCUACGCAACAUAAAAUUUUAAUUGACAUAUGUAUCAGGUGGCUGAGUUCACCCCUAAGGCCCUACCCACUUGGGUUUUCUCUGGUUGCAAAAUGCAUGUUGAUCAGCCUCCUAACUUGCCCUCUCCAACAUUCAGAAUCUAGAGAGGUAAGUCUUUCGCCAGAUAUUUCUAAAGCCAAGUCAGAUGAUUAUCUUCAGAAAAGCUAGCUGCAGAACUGAAAAUUCACUCACCAGAGACACGCUCUAGGCUUGUCUCCGAACAAGUCCUUCUUGAGAAGCCGCCAAUUGUGCAGCUACUCAAGAACUUCCCAGCAUUUUAUGGAAACCCAAGGUUCAUU
This is a messenger RNA of Cryptotermes secundus, 3046 nucleotides long. Its product is annotated as methyl farnesoate epoxidase. The coding region runs from base 218 to 1681 and encodes 487 amino acids. Gene Ontology annotation, cellular component: cytoplasm; intracellular membrane-bounded organelle. Gene Ontology annotation, molecular function: iron ion binding; oxidoreductase activity, acting on paired donors, with incorporation or reduction of molecular oxygen, reduced flavin or flavoprotein as one donor, and incorporation of one atom of oxygen; heme binding. The record is from RefSeq and is a predicted model, not a curated record. The transcript has 9 exons. Lineage: Eukaryota; Metazoa; Arthropoda; Insecta; Blattodea; Kalotermitidae. Gene Ontology annotation, biological process: xenobiotic metabolic process.